Molecule: messenger RNA, 2756 nt
Organism: Ziziphus jujuba (common jujube)
Lineage: Eukaryota; Viridiplantae; Streptophyta; Magnoliopsida; Rosales; Rhamnaceae
Product: probable alkaline/neutral invertase F
Exons: 4
Coding region: 659-2374 (571 amino acids)
Biological process (GO): sucrose catabolic process
Molecular function (GO): endo-alpha-N-acetylgalactosaminidase activity; sucrose alpha-glucosidase activity
Source: RefSeq, a predicted model, not a curated record
GUUCGUACAUUCCAAAAGGGAAACGCGCCGUAAAUAUCGCAAUACAAACAAAGAGAGAGGUCUUAACAGGAAAAAAUGAAGAAACAAAGAGAGGCAAGGAAAUAGCACUUGUAAAGAAAUAAAAUAAAAUAAAAAAUGGUAAUUGACAAUACACAGAUUAAAAGGUUGGAGUUUUCAAAAAGAAAAGCUGAUGGUGGGGAACAUCCCAAGCCACCUUCGGAUUUCCCAAGGACAACAAAGAUCAACUUUGUGGGUGGUGCGGGUCACACAUUUCCCAUUUCCUAAGUCACAACUAACAGCAAAUGUCCCCUGUACACAUGCUAACCGUCACAUAUAUAAAAUGCCAUGCACGGAAUAAGCAUGUUCCUUUCAUUCCCAAUUGAUGUCCAAAGAGGCGUAGUUUCUUCAACCUCCUGGUAAGUUCAGCCCAUAGCAUAGGAUAUAAAUAUUAUUUAUUAUCGAAUAUAUUUAUGCUUGUUUAUAUGAUUGCUUUUUUCUUUCUCUUAUUAAGAAGUUGAGGCUCUAAAAUUGGUUAAACCAAACUUGUGAUGGUUAAAACAAGUUUGUUUCCUGUUUGAUCAAGUGCAGAUUCGUUGAAUACCAUACAUACCCUGUUACACUGCGUUGGAUUGAAAAAUUUUUGAAGAAAAAAAGAAAAAUGUCUCCAACAACUGCCGUGGUGGAUGUUACUCAAAAUGGAAGUGUGAAAAGUCAUGAGACUGCAGGCAAUGUAUGUGAAGCUAUUGGAAACUAUGAUAUUUUGAAGCUAUUGGACAAUCCAAGGCCAAUAAAUAUAGAGAGGAAAAGAUCCUUCGAUGAAAAGUCAUUCAGUGAUCAAUUCCCCGAUGGAUUAUCGCCCCAUCAGCAUUGCAGAAACACAGAAAAUUCGCUGCGGGCAAUAGAUUCUCCUUGUAGAAGGUCAAGCUUGUAUACUUAUACACCAAGAUCUCACACUUACUAUGACGCGCACCCUAUGGUUUCCGAUGCAUGGGAUGCUUUGAGGCGCUCGCUUGUUCAUUUCCGAGACCAACCAGUUGGGACAAUUGCUGCCCUUGACCAUUCCGUCGAGGGUCUCAACUACGAUCAGGUGUUUGUUAGAGAUUUUGUCCCAAGUGCAUUGGCCUUUUUGAUGAACGGUGAAGAUGAAGUGGUCAAAAAUUUCCUUCUGAAAACACUUCUACUCCAGUCAUGGGAGAAAAGGGUAGACCAGUUCAAGCUUGGAGAAGGAGUAAUGCCGGCAAGUUUUAAAGUACUCCAUGACCCUGUCAGAAAUUUCGAAACUUUAAUUGCAGAUUUCGGCGAGAGUGCAAUAGGAAGAGUAGCUCCUGUUGAUUCUGGAUUCUGGUGGAUUAUAUUGCUUCGUGCUUACACAAAGUCUACAGGGGACACUUCUCUCGCUGAAAAGCCCGAAUGCCAAAGAGGAAUGCGUCUCAUUCUCAGUUUGUGUCUCUCUGAAGGUUUUGAUACUUUCCCAACUUUACUCUGCGCCGAUGGGUGUUGUAUGAUUGAUCGCAGAAUGGGUGUUUAUGGGUAUCCCAUAGAAAUACAAGCUCUGUUCUUCAUGGCAUUAAGGUGUGCUCUGCUUUUACUUAAGCAAGACGACGUGGGCAAAGAAUUCGUGGAACGAAUAGUUGAUCGCCUCCACGCUCUAAGCUAUCACAUGCGGAGCUACUUCUGGCUGGACCUGAAGCAGCUCAACAACAUAUAUCGGUACAAAACAGAGGAAUACUCCCACACAGCAGUGAACAAGUUCAAUGUAAUGCCAGAUUCUCUUCCCGAUUGGGUAUUCGAUUUCAUGCCCACUCGAGGUGGAUACUUCAUCGGGAAUGUGAGCCCAGCGAAAAUGGAUUUCCGUUGGUUUUGCAUGGGAAACUGCAUGGCCAUUUUAUCGUCAAUGGCGACUCCUGAGCAAUCUGCAGCCAUAAUGGACCUUAUCGAAUCGAGAUGGGAAGAGCUGGUCGGAGAAAUGCCGUUGAAGAUAUGUUAUCCGGCAAUAGAAAGUCACGAAUGGCGGAUAGUAACUGGGUGUGACCCCAAGAACACCAGGUGGAGUUACCACAACGGUGGCUCUUGGCCAGUACUUGUAUGGCUGCUUACAGCAGCAUGCAUCAAGACAGGACGUCCCCAGAUUGCAAGACGAGCCAUUGAACUGGCGGAGAGGCGGCUGUCAAAAGACCAGUGGCCGGAGUAUUACGAUGGGAAGAUGGGAAGGUAUAUAGGAAAACAGGCUCGGAAGUUUCAAACAUGGUCAAUUGCUGGUUAUUUGGUGGCAAAGAUGAUGCUGGAUGACCCAUCUCACUUGGGCAUGAUUUCGCUGGAGGAAGACAAACAAAUGAAACCUCUCGUUAAAAGAUCCGCAUCUUGGACCUGUUAGAUACUAAAACUACUCAAUCCAUACUUCUCAUUCAUUCUUCAUCCCUUCUAUUCUACUUCCAUUUUUCUAAACAAUAACUGUCUCAACAACCUUUUUUUUUUUUUUUGGUUUUUAAUGGGGGGUGAAAAAGACAAAUGCAACCUCUUGAUUUUUACACACCUUCAUUUCUCUUUCAUAGCAGCAGCAGCAGCAAAAAUUUAGUGAAGUAUAGGAAUUCAUAGGUAUCAGAAAUGUAGUCCAGUCAUGUACGAAAUGUUUUAGAUGUUAAUGGAGUACCCAAAAAAAACAAAAAAAAAAUGACCGGACAAACAUUAUAAUGAUGUAACCAUUUCGUUUGAUUAUUAUUAAAUACGAACUAAAAAUUGUGUUUUGGUUUUGAAAA